Bemisia tabaci is the source of this 1522-nucleotide messenger RNA. RefSeq lists its product as uncharacterized. NCBI's taxonomy places the organism in Eukaryota, Metazoa, Arthropoda, Insecta, Hemiptera, Aleyrodidae. The record is from RefSeq and is a predicted model, not a curated record.
GUUGCCGUGGACGGCAACCUUGCAAGUAAACUGCAUUUCUGCACUCUUGCCUGUUCUGUUUAGUCUUCGUUUGUUUACAACAACUGAUACACACAUCCAUACUAGAUUUAAGAUGUUGGCCGCACUCAUUGCAGUAGUUUCUCUCCUGAGCGUCGUAGCAACAGCUCCAGCUAAAUCCCCCGCAACUCCAGACAGUGCAAAUGAAAUCGACUCGGCGAACGGAAUCCUGGGUAAGCAGGUAUCAGCGUCUUGGGGCGGUUACUCAGCGACUGCAGGUCUAGGCGGAGGUCCGAACGGUGGGGGUCUCUUCGCUGGAGCCGGCGCUGCUGGAGGUCCGUCCGCCUCCGCAGGUCUCGGCGGUGGCUCAGGUUACGCUGGUGCCACCGCUGGAAGCGGCCAUGCCUCAGGUGCCACUGCAGCCCAAGGAGGCAAUGGCCAGGGCUUCUUCGAUCACAUUUUUGCCAUUCCCAUUGGAGUUCUUCAGUCCGUGAACAAAUUCUUAAACCAAAAAGGUAACUCAACGAAAGUGAUGUCAACGAGAGACCCGCACAGGCCCUCAGGAGAUGCACCUCUGAACUUCGGCGGUUCCGCCUCGGCAGGUGGAGAUGCUGCUCCCGUGGCCGGUGCCGGCUACAAACCCCAAGCCGGAGUCUCAACCACCAACGUCAACGGUCAACGAGAACCCUCCCAGAAAUCACCCACCUUCUACGACAAUGUCUUCGAUAUUCCAAUUUCUGCUCUUCGAGGAGUCAACCAGUUCCUUAAUGGAGGCCGACAACCAUGAACUUAAUGACGUCAUAAUGACCCACUCUAUUUAUUUAUUGACAAAAUGACUUUUGACGAUAAGAUUCUUAAGUAUAAAACUUUUAGUCCGACCACCCAUGAAAUAAUUACUGCAAUGUUAGCUCAAUGUGAUUGCCGUAAGCUGCUGUACGAAAAAUCCUCCGAAAAUUUUGUUUUCUUCUUUUAUUCUAGAGAAGAAAGGCAAUACAUUCGGUGGAUCUCCCGACGUGAUUAAUAGAAUAUCUCUCCUGCGUUACAGUGCUCAAAAGAGUUUUUCUAAAACAUACCAGGAGAUUAUCAGCAAUAAAAUGUUUGCACAAACCAUGACAAUAAAACGCAUUUAAGUUUUGCUGUGCUCUCAAAUGUAUUUUUGAUUUUAUUUCACUGAAAUCAAACUAGAUUAGUUGUUUUCUCUCCUCUGCGUGGGUACAUUAUAUGAAAAUUAAACUCUACAAGGAUGAAUGCCACGUAAAUCACUUCUUUCCAACCUGUUCCUAUAAUAAACUUGGUGCCAGGAUGUGCCUUUAGAUCAGCUCAUUUUGCAAAAUGGUUCUAUAUGAUGUAUGGUGUUUUGCUAUGUUACAUUCAAAUCACUUCGUGCAUCAUCUUUCGAUGAUGAUUCUAAUGUGCAGUAUCUGCAUCUAUAAAAAACUCAAUUAUUGACUUUUUAAAAUGGUGUUGCCUUUUUUCUAUUCGUUUUUUACACUAUUUGUAAUUAUAAAUAUGUUGUUUUCUAAGA